Messenger RNA from Amphiprion ocellaris (clown anemonefish), 5797 nucleotides. RefSeq names its product rho-related GTP-binding protein RhoN-like. The transcript is spliced from 8 exons. Gene Ontology annotation, molecular function: GTPase activity; GTP binding. Lineage: Eukaryota; Metazoa; Chordata; Actinopteri; Pomacentridae. Gene Ontology annotation, biological process: small GTPase-mediated signal transduction. The record is from RefSeq and is a predicted model, not a curated record. The coding region runs from base 4306 to 5007 and encodes 233 amino acids.
CCUUUCUUGCGUUGUUUUGGUGAGUUUAGCCUCUAAUUUCUUUGGUUAGUUCUGUUGUAAUUAUGACUGUUUUAAAGUCAGAAUGCAAGAAUAUAUCAAGAGUUGUUCACUGAUUUCUACAUUCAAGAAAAUGUGAGAGAAUUACGUUUUUGUAGAAAUUUAAACCACUUGAACAUAGUUUUAAGAGAAAGAGAAGAAAUGUUCUCACGUGGCUGUUGUUCCAACUACUGCGGUAACUUUCAUGAAUUUUAAAAAGAUGUUUUUGUGUGUUUUGUCUUGAAUUACCAUAAUCAUGAACAGGAGAUUUCGAGUUGCUCCCUUUACAUUUUCCUCUGCUGAUUUUUCAUGUUUGUGUUCUAGUCAUUGCUUUUAAGGAAUGAAUUAAUUCAGCUUUCUUCUUUGGAGCUGGGGUCAAGUAUUUGAACAUAAGAUAAAUGUUCAAAUGAAAGUUUGUGAUUCUAGUUUGCGAAACUGAAGGUUGGAUGGACAAAUUUCACUGCUGAGUUCAUGUUUUAGUUGAAUUUAUUUGUGAAAAACUGUUAUGAAAUGUUCUUUAAUUUAGUUUUAAAUCUGAUAGGUACAUAUUUAUCUUGCAAUUUUGUAUCUAAAUGGUUGGAUUAUGUUGUUCGAGUUACUUUUUGGACUCUAAAAUUAAUGAUGUGUGCAGUAUUUUGCGCUGAAACUUGAAGUGCACAUUCUGUGGACGUGUUUGACUUUCAUUAACUUGUUUAAAUUGUCUUUGCAUGUGAAGAAAUUCAAACUUCCAGCAGCUACAUGAGCAACAAGCUGCUGAUGCUCAUGUGCUUUUACUGGAGCAGGAAUUUUAUUGAAGGUAGGAUGGACACAUUUCACUGUUGAGUUCAUGUUUAUUGGUGAAAACAUUCCAACAUUAACUGCUUUAGUUGAGUUUAAUUGUGAAAGAUGUGAUUUGAAAUGUCCUUUGUGUUAUAGUUGUUCCUUCAUUGUGAGUUCAAGGUGAAGAAAAAUUUAAUUGUCAAGCCAAUUUCAUAAAAUUAUGGCAAAUUUAAUUCGGUUUUAAAGCAGAUAGACAGACAGAUUGAUCGUUUGAUUGAUUUUUAUCUUGCAAUUAUACAUUUGGGUGGUGGGAAUAUGUUGCUUGAGUCAUUUUUUUGAUGUAUAAUUAAUGGUGUGUGCAGUAUUUUGUGCCGACACUUGAAAUAUGCAUUAUGUGGACAUGUUUGACUUUAAAAUUGUCGUUGCAUGUAAAGAAAUUCUACCUUCCAGCAGCUACAGCAGCAACAAGCUGCUGAUACUCGUGAUUUUACUUGAGCAGCAGUUUUAGUGAAGGUAGGAUGGACAAAGUUCACUGCUGAGUUUGUGUUUAUUGGUCAAAAUAUUCCAAAACUUGUAGCUUUAGUGAGUUUUUUUUUUUUUUUUUUUUUUGGAAAAACAUGAUUUGAAAUGUCCUUUGCAUUCUAUUUGUUCAGCCUGUAGGUUUUUGUGAACUUGAGGUGAAGAAAAAUGAAGUUAUCAAGCCAAUUUCAUGAAGUUACUGCAACUUUGAUUCAAUUUUAAAUCAGUUCUAUAGACAAACUGAUUGUUUGGUUGAUUUUUAUCUUUCAAUUUUGUAUCGAGUUGUUGGGAAUGUGUUGCUGGAGUUAGUUUUUUGGUGUGUAAAUAAUGAUGUGUGCAGUAUUUUGAGCUGAAAGUUGAAAUGCACAUUCUGUGGUGGUGUUUGACUUUGAUUAACUUGUUAAAAUGGUAUUUACAUGUGAAGAAAUUCAAACUUCCAGCAGCUACGACGGCAAAAAGCUGCUGAUACUCAUGGUUUUACUGGAGCGGGAGUUUUAUUGAAGCCUACAGGUUAUUGUGAAGAAAAAGGAAGUUAUCAAGCCAAUUUCAUAAAGAAAUUCAAACUUCCAGCGGCUACAACAGCAACAAGCUGCUGAUGCUCAUGUGCUUUUACUGGAGCAGGAGUUAUAUUGAAGUGUAAUCUGUUACCAGGAGCGUCCAGAUGGAGGCGGUGUGGCUCUUCCCUCAGAGCAGACAUGACUCACCACAGCUGACUCGUGCUGCAGCAUCACUUCAUUAUCUCAUUCACAAAAAAAAAAAAAAAAAUACAACCAUUAACUCCUCGGCGGGGCACUUGUGAGGAAUAUCAACUAAAUGAAAGGCUGCGAGAGCCAUAAAAGCAGCGCAAUCACAUCGAGCUACUUAAUUUGAUGGACUAUUUUAUCUGGAUACGCUGCAUUUAUUGUAUCUCCAUUAAAAGGUCAUGUUGGCUCUAAAUCAAGACGCUUAAUGGCCUGAGCAUUUGCCAACAGUAAGGGGAGAAAAAUAGCAAUUGUUAGAAGACAAACAGCCAGCACUGUUAAAAUAAUUGAAAGUAAUGAAAAGGAUUGGACGAUAGAAAACUUUAAGUCAAUAUAGUAUAUAAGCCCCAUUCAUAUGCAUUUCCAUAAUAGUAGCAGGUUUAUUUGCAUAUUUAAAAGAUAUAGAAAUGGGUGUCUUUCCAAUAUAUUCCUAAUAUUAAUAUCUGCAGAGAAAUUUAUUAGUAAAAAGUAAAAUUUCCCAGCUUUAGUGUCUAUUUUCUAAAUCAACAAAUUGAACUAAAAAGUUUCAGAAAAUAUGAAAAAAAUACAAUAAACCUCACAAUAAAUUGAUUUUUUUUCCCCAAGUUUUUGAAAUAAUCAGUUGAGCUGCAGAAAUCAUCAAAUUCAACAAUAGAUGUGAAGAAAUGACAUGAAAUCUCACAAUUUCUGGCAAUUUAUUCCAAAAAACCUCUAGGAUUUUUCAACUUAACUGUGUGUUUUCUGAAGCAAUCGAACCACUGAGCUGCAGAAAUCCUCAAACUGAACAUAAAAGUUUCAGAAAAUGUGAAAAACUAACAUUCAAUAUCUACAUUUGUUGAGAGAUUUAAUGUAAUUUCUAGCAAUUUAUCAUUAAAAAGCAGGAAUUCUUAACUUUGGUGACUGUUUUAAAUAUUAAUCAAACUUCUGAGCUGCAAAAAUCACCAAAUUGUACAAGAAAGUUUCAGUUAAUAUGAAGAAAUUACAUUAAAUAUCACUGUUUCUUUUGAAAUUUAAUGACAUUUCUAGCAAUUUAUUUUAAAAGGCUAUAUUUUUUCAAGUUUAGUGUCUGUUUAAGGAAUCAAUCAAACUUCUGAGCUGCAAAAAUCACCAACUUGUGGAAGAAAAUUUCAGCAAUAUAGAAACAUGACAUUAAAACUUACAAUUUAUCGCGCGAUUUAAUGUAAUAUCUGGUAAUUAAUUGCUAAAAAGUAGAGUUUCUCAAUUUUAAUGUCCAUUUUCUGAAUCUGAGCUGCUCAAAUCACUGAUUUAAACAAGAAAGUUUAAGUAAGUCUGAAGAAAUUACAUUAAAAUUCACAAUUCAUUGUGAAAUGAAAUGUAAUUUUUAGCCUUUUAUUUCUAAAAUGUGAGAUUUUUCAACUCUAAUGUCUAUUUUCUGAAUCAAUCCAACUUUUGAGCUGCAAAAAUCACCAAAUGAUACAAAAAAGAGUCGGUAAAUAUGAAGAAAUUACAUAAAAUUUCGCAAUUUAUUGUUAGAUUUAAUGUAAUCUCUACCAAUCAAUCAAACUUUUAAGCUACAAAAUAUAUAAGAAAGCUUAACGAAAUAUGAAACAAAAUGACAUUAAAUCUCUAAAGAAAACUACAAACUGGACUAAUCUGUGUUUGCAAAUGCACCCAGUUGCUGCCUAAAUAGUGUAAAACUUGGAUGACGACAUAUCAGUUAUUAAAACGAUAAUGAAGCAGCUCUCUGGAGGAAACGUAUCAGAUUAAUGGGUGCUUCUGGGGUCCAAUGAUCCUUUUUAUUGGGAAAUUGCAGACAUAAUUAGAACGCAGGAGGUUAGAAAUAGAAAACGUGACCAUACAUCUUUAUCAUGUCACGUUCUUAUAAUGUGAAGCUGCAGAAGCCUGGUAGUUUUAUUUAUAGGGGCAGAAUAUUAUUAAUUCUGUAGGUCACAGCUGAUUUGUUUUCCAUGAACUCAAACAAAGAGUCCCACGGACGCGUUAUUUCGCCCCAGUGUUGUGCGUGGAUACGAGGAAGGCGUGGCCACUAAUCAAAGUGAGAGUUUCCUGGGAGCCGGUGUGCGUCCUGCUUCAGUUUCUGGUCGCAGAACAGUUGAGUCGGUCAGCGGGACCGGAGCUGCUGCCGCCGCUGCUGCGCGUUGGACACGUUUGGAUAAAAAGGCGCACCGCUGUGGCGCAUGUUUCUGCCCGUUUCUCCUCGUCGCGUCUCUACUCGGAUGCUGGAUGCAACGAUCCUCCAUCUCCUCCUCCUCCGCCGCCGUGGUGACACAAACGCACGUCUGACGGACCAGCCAUGGACAGUCUAGGCAGCCGCUGUAAGAUCGUGGUGGUCGGAGACGCGCAGUGUGGCAAGACGGCGCUGCUGCACGUUUUCGCCAAGGACUGCUACCCAGAGAACUAUGUGCCGACAGUGUUUGAGAACUACACAGCCAGCUUUGAGAUCGAGAAGCACCGGAUCGAGCUGAAUAUGUGGGACACGUCAGGUUCCUCUUAUUACGACAACGUGAGGCCGCUGGCGUAUCCGGAUUCAGAUGCGGUUCUCAUCUGUUUCGACAUCAGCCGCCCAGAGACUCUGGACAGUGUCAUAAAGAAGUGGCAGGGAGAGACGCAAGAGUUCUGCCCCAACGCCAAGGUGGUUCUGGUGGGCUGCAAGCUGGACAUGAGGACGGACGUCAACACGCUGAGAGAGCUGUCCAAGCAGCGGCUCAUCCCCGUCACCCACGAACAGGGCAGCACCAUAGCCCGGCAGAUGGGGGCGGUGGCCUACGUCGAGUGCACCUCCAAGGUUUCCGAGAACAGCGUCCGGGAUGUGUUCCACAUCACCACCCUGGCGUCGGUGCGGCGGCCGCACCCGCAGCUGAAGCGCAGCAGCAGCCGCAGAGGCCUGAAGCGAGUGUCGCAGCUCCCACUGCCGCCUCUGCCGGGUCGGACUGAGCAAAUGGACCAGGCUCCGGCCAUGAGGAAGGACCGAGCCAAGAGCUGCGUGCUCAUGUAGAGACCCACCUCAUCAGUAUAAAUAUAUAUAUGUAUAUACAUAAACACAGAAAUAUAUAAAAGAGGAAGUCUAUUUAUUAUUUGAUGUUUUUUUUUCCUCGUAUUUUCAUUUUUUGCACUGCAGAGGAGAUGGAGAAGAGAAACACUGCACUGUGGAAACAAAUGCUUUGGAUUUUUUCUUUCUUUUUUUUUGUUGUUGCGUGUGUGCAUAUUUUACAAGCUGUUUACAUAUUUGUGUUGCUUUGAAAUGAUGGCAAACUGGACUAACGCUCUGGACAUGAGGAGGCUGUGAUAGCGGAAGUGCCAUCUAGUCCGCGGGAAAUAAAGUGGAAUUAAUUUCCUGAAACCGCUCUAAUAAGAAGACGGAAUGACGAUGGAGAAGCUCGUUUUCAAAGACUGUGUUGUUCAGCAGACAUCGCAAAUAAUUGUCUGACUGCGCCAUCUGAAGCUGCCAUAUUUGAGAGGAAAACCAGCACGUACAGUGAUGCUGAAAAGGGAUUCUAGUGAUCAGGUGAAUGACGGCUCAUCGAGAAGCUGGAAAUGAGAUUCUGUGAAACGUGGUGGAGGUGUGAGUGUGAGUGUUACUACCACAAGUGCAUUUUAGAAAAAGAAGACGGACAACAGAUUUUAUUUUUGCCCAUUAACACUAUUUUCCUCAUCAACUCCAGUCGUGUCAGUUGGAUUCACUGAAAUUAAUGCUGUUGUUUUUGUGACAAAUAUAGUGGUAAAAUGUUAGGGCUAUUUUGUUGUACUUUCACUUAAGUCUAAAAUAAAGCAACAGCUUGACUGUA